Messenger RNA from Pimephales promelas (fathead minnow), 3666 nucleotides. RefSeq names its product Scm polycomb group protein like 2 (gene scml2). Gene Ontology annotation, molecular function: chromatin binding; histone binding. The record is from RefSeq and is a predicted model, not a curated record. Gene Ontology annotation, biological process: negative regulation of DNA-templated transcription. Gene Ontology annotation, cellular component: nucleus. NCBI's taxonomy places the organism in Eukaryota, Metazoa, Chordata, Actinopteri, Cypriniformes, Leuciscidae.
UAAAGCAGAAAAGCAGCACUGUCCGACCUUACACGACUUGUUUCCUGGAUUCUCCUUGGGACUUUUUUUUGGUUUCAGCAUCAUCUGGAGGUUUUUGCUCAACCAUUUGGCUGGAUAAGAAAUUUUUCAGAUUUCUUUCAGAUCCCAAAUCUAGGAUCUGUCCAGUUUCUGUCCGCUUCAUGUGGUUCUCCAGGUCACCAUGGGCAAAACCCAUCACAAAGACAGAAAAUACAGUAAUAAGGAGAAAUCGGGGAGGAGUGAUGAGGAUUCACUCCCUUCACAAAAGCUCACUGAGCCGUUCAGCUGGGAAAUGUACUUGAGAGAGACUUCAGCCUGUCCUGCUUCCCCCAGCUGUUUCAGACAAUCCAGAAUCCCUCCCAGUAAUGAUUUUAAAGUGGGAAUGAAAGUGGAGGCUUGUGACCCGAGGAAUUCCACCUCCGUGUGCAUCGCCACGGUGAUGGGGUCAAUGGGCGUGCGUCUGCGGCUCAGACUGGAUGGCAGUGACAACACCAAUGACUUCUGGCGAUUGGUUGACUCCUCUGACAUUCAGCCUAUCGGCACAUGCGAGAGGAGCGGCGACAUGUUGCAGCCACCACUGGGAUUCAGAAUGAACGCUUCUUCAUGGCCCAUGUUCCUAUUAAAAACAUUAAAUGGGGCGGACAUUGCUCCAGCCUCAGCCUUUAAAAAGGAGCCGUCCAAACCCACUCAAAACUACUUCAAACCUGGUCAGAAACUGGAGGCAGUGGACCGAAAAAAUCCCUAUCUCAUCUGUCCCGCUACCAUCGGAGAGGUGAGAGGUGACAAGAUAUUCAUCAUGUUUGAUGGCUGGAGAGGAGCGUUCGAUUACUGGUGCCUGUAUGACUCCAGGGACAUCUUCCCUGUGGGCUGGUGUCAACUGACCAACCACAGUCUGCAACCUCCUGGCAACUGCUUCAAUCUCCCGAAGACUCCUGUUCCAGCAUUGGGCAAGUCCAGUCAUUCUUGGCGCCCAAUGCAGUCCCCGUACCGCCUGCCACACCCUCUGCCCCCUCUGCCAGUGCGCAAGGGGGUACGAGGGAGGAGGCCCAAGAGCCAGACCAUCGCAAUGCUGAAAGAAGCUGCCGAGGCUGCAGCAGCCGCAGCCGCCACGUCACAGAACGGCCAAACACAGUCCAAUACAGCCAAGAGUCCCAUGGGCUCACAGCUCACACCCAAACCAUAUAAAAAGAGGGGACCCAAACCCGGCAGCAAGAGGAAACCAAAGGUUCCUCAUUCACUUUCAAGCCCCACAUUGUCUUCCUCAGUAUCAGAUGGGAGACUGUCUAGUCUACAGACAACAAGAGACUCAGGAGUCUUGUCCACAGUUUGCGUGUACGUGAAUAAACACGGAGAUUCGGGGCCGCACUUGGACCGUAAGCUGUUGUUGCAGCUACCCGAUCAUUUCGGGCCGGGCCCCGUGAACACGGUUCUCCAGCACUCGGUCCAAGCCUGCGUGGAUUGUGCAUUUCAACCCAAAGCUCUGUUUGGCUUCCUGCAGUCUCAGUCUGAUGGCGGGGAAAUCAUCAGAGUUCGAUCUGAAGGAGGAAUCCACUACGUCAAGCUCCCCACUGCCUCGAGUGCUUCGUUCGUUCUGCGCUUUCUGGAAACUCUGUGUCACCAUCUGCAGUGUGAUAACCUGUUCAGCAGCCAGCCAUUCAGUCCACUAACCACUAACACACACACACCGUAUGAAAGGAGCAAAUCAGUGAAAGAGGAGACAUCAGAAGCUUUGUCCGUAGCGCGAGGUACCAGACGCUUCAACCGAGAUUCGGCUGCCUACACCGCUGCCUUGUCACCGAAACUACAGAGAACAGAAGCUCUGCCAUCAGACGAAACCAUUGCCCAUGCUGAAAAUGGUGCCACUACAGACCAGCAGUUCUCAGAAGAGUCAAUGGACUCGGCCUCCAAUUCUGUGGCCCCCCGGCCCCCUGCCUUACGCAGCCCGUCUGAGUACCACCCCCCGGCCGGAAGCAGCCCGCACUACCCCUCUCACCCCCCACCCCUCCGCAGACUCUCCUCCAACCCCUCGGAGCUGGGGCCCGCACGCACACACAGACGAGUGGAAGGUAGGCUAUCUGCUAGCUCAACCACUGGUCCUGAUCAUCAAGCAGCGGAAAAGGAUUCCUCUAGAACGUCUAAUAAGUGUCCGUCAUCAUGGAGUAUAGAGGAAGUGAUGCAAUUUGUGCGUGACGCCGAUCCACAGGCGCUGGGCCCACAUGCAGAGCUCUUCAGGAAACAUGAAAUUGAUGGCAAGGCCUUGAUGCUUUUACGGAGUGACAUGAUCAUGAAGUACAUGGGGUUGAAACUGGGUCCUGCGCUCAAACUUUGCCAUCACAUUGAGAGACUCAAACUGGUGAAAUAGUGGCUGGAACAUUCCAAGCAAAAACACUAGAGGGCAACGGAGGAUAACGCAUGUCCACUUGACACUAGAGACUUCAGUCAAGAUUCAUGGAUAUUUAUUACCCGUGAGGUCCAUGUUGACCUACUUCACCUGUGGUUUAAACAUUGGGGGGGGGGGACUGACCUGCCAAAUAUUUCCUUUUUUGUGGCAAAAAUGAACCACCAGAUUGACUUUUCAAAACCGCCUAACUUUGUGAGCAACCAAGGAUGUUCACAAUGGCUCUCAACUAGAAAGAAAUUCAGUACUCAGUACCUCAGUGAUAUGAUGCUCUGCGUUUGCAGACAAUGGUGGAGAAAGCUGAAUCCCAAAGGAUUACACUGUGUUAAUGUGUCGUGUCCGGUACUGUCUACGCGCACAUACAAAUGUUCACUUUCCACAAUUUUUUACUGUUUAUGUCUGUUGAAGAUGUAUUUGACUUUAUGCUUUGGGCAUUGAAUAUGAAGGGUUUUGGUGCCGGUGAAUCAAACGUCAUUGUUCACUAUUUGGCGUAGUGUUUAUGUAACUGGACAGAUCUUCAUUCUUUGUUUUUUCUUUGACAUUGGAAUUGGAUUACACAUUGAAAUAUGUUUCAAAAUGUACUACUGUUUCAGUAAGUAACAGGGGAAAAAAAUAAACCAAAAAUGGUUUUGCUGUGGUCUAUAAAAAGGCACAAAUUUUUAAAGCACAAACUUUUAGUUCUAACUGUUACUGAAGAUGUCUUCUAUUGUUCUUUAACUCAAGACAAUUAAUUACUCAGGACACUUGUACAAUACAUUUUCAUUCGUUCAUAUUUUGUUGUCAUGAUGUCCCCCUCUUUAAAAACUGACUAUGUUAAUGUCCACAUCAGCACUUCAGGUGACACCCAUGAAGGUGGACAUAAUGUCACAUGGUCCUGAAAUUUAAGGUUUAUCUGCAUGGAGAAUGAAAUUGAUGUAUGCAGCAAUUCCAGAAACAUUUGUGGUUCUGUUCAUGUGUACAUCAUACAAAUGUGUAUUUAGUUCAGUAUUCUAUCAUUUAGUGCAUUUUUUUUUUCAUUAUUAUUUAAUAGGUAGAAACUGUUGCUUUUGAGCGCUUUGUGUCUGUUUAUAUAAUGGAUAUUGUGACUUUGGGAGAUGGAGCCUUUUUGUUUUGAUAUUAUAAACAUACAGUUUUAGCUCCUUUUAGAUACACUGUAUUUACUUUGCUCUUAUACUCAGGUUGAAAUAUUUUGUAUUUACUUAUUUGAACACUUUUCUACCAUUUGAAUAAAUAAUUGCAUUUAUAAAGUU